This is a messenger RNA of Rhodamnia argentea, 3315 nucleotides long. RefSeq names its product disease resistance protein RPM1-like. The transcript has a single exon. Gene Ontology annotation, molecular function: ADP binding. The record is from RefSeq and is a predicted model, not a curated record. Lineage: Eukaryota; Viridiplantae; Streptophyta; Magnoliopsida; Myrtales; Myrtaceae. Gene Ontology annotation, biological process: defense response to other organism. The coding region runs from base 287 to 3121 and encodes 944 amino acids.
UCCACAGGCAACAAGAAAAUUGAAUAGCUUGCUGUUAAAGGCAAACAUGUUUAACAGGAAUAUGCCAAAAAGCAAAAGGGAUAUAACUAAAAUAAACCAAAACUUGUGCAAUGUGCUAAGAAGACAUGGAUCCCACACAAGGCAGCUAUAAAUAUAAGAUUCACUCACGUUCAGCAGUUUUACAGUUCAGAGACUGUGAAAAGACUCAGCCUUUGCAACCACAGUCUAAAGCCUCUUGGCAAUACAUAAACCAAUAACUCUCACCACCACUCACCAGACUAGAGGUAUGGCAGAGAGCCCAGUGAAUCACCUACUCAUAAAGCUUGCCCAAUUUUUCGAGAACGAGGUGUGGCACCUGGCAGGCGGUCAAGAAGAAGCCCUCUCGGUGAGAGGAAAGUUGGAGCGUGUCCAGGCCCUCCUCAGGGUCGUGGAUUCCAGUGAGGAAAGCGACGACGAAGUCAAAGUGUGGGUGAAGCAGUUGAGAAAUACAGCCUACGAACUGGAGGACGCGCUUGAUGAGUUCUCGCUGAUCCUGAGACACGAUCACGGAGUCGAGUAUACUGGCCUUAUCAGCAGGAUGUCCUGCUGCAUCAGGAACCUGAAGUCCCGAUAUCGUGUCACGUCCGAGAUAAAGCGCAGCCACUCCACAUUAAAGGACAUAUGGGAAGGGCACCAGAGGCUGCACUGCAAAUUCAGCAGGGCUCAACAAGAGCUCAGUGCCGAUAACUCCUGGCAGGACCACCGAGGCAAUGCCCUUCUCCUAGAUAGAACUGACCUAGUGGGCAUUGAACAGCCGAAGAACGAGCUGGUCGUGCGGUUACUCGACGGUGCUCUCAGGCGGGAGGUCAUCUCCGUCGUGGGAAUGGGAGGGUUGGGCAAAACCACUCUGGUGAAGCAAAUCUAUGAUGACCCUGCCGUGAAGAAACAUUUCACGGUGUAUGCUUGGAUCACUCUCUCUCGGUCCGCGAAGUUCGAAGAGUUCCUCAAAGACAUGCUUAAUCAGAUCAAGAGGGUGAUCAGGAAAUCGGUCCCUCCAGGAGCCAACACUAUGAAUAGCCAAUGGCUGAAGAUGCUCAUCAAGGACCUGCUUCAGACGAGGAGGUACCUGAUAGUCCUUGAUGACGCCUGGCACAUAAAUGAAUGGGAUGCGGUCAAGCACGUCUUGCCCAACAACAAGCACGGAAGCCGAGUCAUCAUCACAACCCAGAAUGCCGAUCUGGCAUCCACCUCCUGCAAGGAGUUCAACGGGCUGGUAAAAAAUAUGGAGCCGCUCGAUCCAGAGCAGUCGUGGAAGCUUUUCUGUCGGAAGACAUUUCAGGGGAAUUCGUGCCCUUCCCACCUGGAGGAGAUAUGUAAGUUUAUUUUGAGGAAGUGUGAAGGAUUACCGCUCGCCAUCGUGGCCAUCAGUGGUGUUCUGGCUGCGAAAGACAAGCAGAGGAUUGACGAGUGGGAUGUGGUACGGCGCAGCCUUCGCGCUGAGAUCGAUGGCAAUGAUAGGCUCAAGAACUUGAAGAGGGUGCUUUCCCUCAGUUUCGGUAAUUUGCCGUACCAUCUCAAGUCCUGUUUCUUGCACUUGAGUGUAUUUCCGGAGGGUCAUCGGAUCGAACGCAGAAGACUCAUCCGGCUUUGGGUAGCGGAAGGGUUUGUCGAGAGAAAAGAAGGCAAGACGCUCGAAGAAGUUGCAGAGGACUACUUCAGAGAGCUCCUGAACAGAAGCCUGAUCCAAGUGGCUGAAACGACAACUGACGGAAGGUUCACAUUUUGCCGCAUCCAUGAUUUCCAGAGGGAAAUAAUAACUUCAAAAUCGCGAGAUCAAAGCUUCGCAAUGAUUGCCAAAGAGCCAACCGACAUGUGGCCAGAUAAAGUUCGCCGCCUUUCAUUGCACAACAGCCUGCAAGCUGCACAGCAAAACAGGUCACUUUCUCAUCUGCGCUCUCUAUACAUGUUCGGGGUAGACAAGGCAUCCAUUGACAUUGUCCUAGGUAGUGACAUCAAACUGCUCAAAGUCUUAGACUUGCAAGCCACACCUUUGCCAAGGUUCCCAGUCCAAGUUGUUGACUGGUACUACCUAACAUAUUUAAGCUUCAGGCACACCGAGGUUGAAACAAUUCCUGCUUCGAUAGGGAAGCUUCAGAACUUAGAGACUCUAGAUCUUAAGCACACAAAUGUAACGCGAUUGCCUGUCGAAAUAUUGAAGCUGCAAAAGCUCAGGCAUCUCUUGGUGUAUCGGUAUGAGAACAUAUCCUAUUUGUGCUGCAAGUAUGGCUUCAAGGCACUCACGGAUAUUGGGGCUCUGCAAUCCCUUCAAAAGUUGUGCUACAUAGAGGCGGAUGAUGAGAGGAGCCACAUUAUAAUGAGAGAGCUCGGGAAGCUGACGCAGUUAAGCAGGUUGAGCAUCCUGAAGUUGCGGAAAGAAGACGGAAGAGCUUUGUGCUCAUCGAUCACGAAAUUAACCAACCUCCAUGCAAUAUCCGUGGCUUCAAUCGAGGAUGACGAAAUAUUGGAUCUGCAACAUCUUACCUCUCCGCCUCAACUACUGCAGAGGAUCUACUUGAAAGGGCGUCUCGAGAUGCUACCAAACUGGUUAGCCACUCUCCAUAGUCUUGUCAAGUUGCAUUUACAAUGGAGUCGGCUGAAGGAUGACCCGCUCGUAUCACUCCAAAGUCUGCCCAAUCUCGUGCAUCUCGAGCUGCUCCAGGUCUAUGAAGGAAAGACCUUACGCUUCAAAGCCAAAGGUUUUAGGAAGUUGAGAAUUCUGGGUCUCGACAAUUUCGAUGAACUGAGAUCAGUGGAAGUGGAGGAAGGAGCAAUGCCCUGCCUGGAAAAGUUGAUCAUUCAGCGCUGCAAGCUACUGGAGAAGCUGCCAUCAGGUUUCGAGUAUCUGACCAAGCUCAAAGUACUUGAAUUCUUCGACAUGCCUGAUGAGUUGGUCAAGAAGUUUGUGCAAGACGAGCACGACAAGGAUUAUCAGAAGGUCGCACUCAUUCCAGAAGUUUACUAUGGAUAUUGGAGAGAUGGAGUCUGGGACGUCCAAUCGAUAGAGAGAUCGUCCGAGGGCGACGCCUCUCAUCGCCAAGGCACUAGCAUGAGGAGCAGUCAGUUCCCUCCAUGCUGGAAGUAAUGGAUUGAUUCUUUUUACGUGAUCUGAGUAUUAUAUGCGCACAAAAUGUUUGCAAUGUACAUAUGAGUGCGAGUAUGACUGUAUGUAUAGCAAAUGUCGACGAUAACAGGCAUAUGCAAAAACAAUGUAAAUACUAAGGCAAGGUAAUUUUCUAUGCCUGUAAAUGACAUGAAUAAAGCAGUUAUUUCACUGUA